CCGGAGCGCUUCCUUUUUGUCUCUCGUGUCCCAAGAUGGCGGCGGAGGCUCCCGAGGAGGCGUCGGGCUUCUUGGGCUUCGGGCCCGGCUCCCGCGACCCGGCCCUGCCCCUGUCGCGGCGGGCGGGCGGGAAGGGCGCCCGGAACCGCAAGAAGGGCUGGAAGCGCUGGCGGGGGCCGGAGGCCAAGCUGGGCAGAGACCUCGGAGAAUGGCUGGACGAGCGGGCGGCGGAGAUGCGCCAUCUGGGUGGCCCAGUGGCUGAGAAGCCGGACGAGAGCCUGUUCUUUGUGGACACUGGCAGUGAGGAGAAAGACCAGCAACAGACCCGUGCCAAAGGAAAACCGCUGAAGAUUGACUUGAUCCUACAGAUAGAUUCCAAAGUGCCUGUCCCCAAAGACAUCCUCGCCCACCAAGUCCCCAAUGGCAAGAAGAUGAAGCGGAAGCAGCAGCUGUGGCAGAAGCUGGCAGAGAAAGGGCUGGUCCCCCGGAAAGAGAGGCUUCUCCGGGAAAGAUUGCAGAAAGCCCCCGCAGCAAAAGCCGCCUCUGUAGAAGCCGGCAGCACCACUGGGACUUCCAGGGCAUUCUACGAUAUCUGGUCAGACUCAAAUCCACUGGAUCAAGCCCUAGCUGGGAAAGACACGUGGUUCCUGGAGCAGACCAAAAAGCAGCCUGUGAAACGACCAGGAAGGCUCCUGAAGGCACCAUCGCAAGUGCCGGCUGUGGAGGUGGCUGCCCCAGGCGCGUCUUACAAUCCCAGCUUCCAGGCUCACCAGGUUCUGCUCCUCCAGGCUCACGAAAUCGAGCUGCAGAGGCAGAAGGCCGAGGAGAAACUGGAUCGCCAGCUCUGCUUCCCCACAGCAGAUGAGGCUCCCACCCAGGAGACAAUCUUCCAGGAACAAUGCGAAGGACUUCUAGAGGAGGAAGACUCUGGCAACGAGGAGGAGCCGGAGUGUCCGGCAGACUCUGCUCAAGCUCCCCCUUUGGCCCUUGCUGCCACGGGGGAGAAGAAAACCGAGAGACAGCGGAAGAAGGAAAAGGAGGCCAAGCGACGGAAAGCCCGGGAGUCGCACGAGAAGGCGGCGCGGCUCCGGCGUCAGGAGGUCUUCCGGCUGCACUCGAUCCGGCUGCAGGUGAAGCGCUGGGAGGCGGAGCUGCUGCGACGGAAAAAGGCGCGGGCGGCCAGGAGAAAGGCCGAAGCCAAUAAGCCCAAGCGGUUGGGCAGGCUCAAGUACGAAGACCCGGAUCUGGAUUUGCAGCUGAGCACCGAACUGGCCGAGUCUUUGAGGACGCUGAAGCCUGAAGGGAGCAUCUUGAAGGAUCGGUUCAAGAACCUGCAGAAACGGAACAUCAUAGAACCCAGGGAGCGGGCAAAGUUCAAGAGGAAAUACCGCGUGAAAUACGUUGAAAAACGGGCGUUCCGGGAGAUCACGUUAUAGAGCACGGAUCACACCACAGCAUUCUGGAAAUUCCUCAUCUUUUCUGUUUCAUUAAAAAAAAGUCAGACCUC
Sphaerodactylus townsendi is the source of this 1507-nucleotide messenger RNA. RefSeq names its product NOP53 ribosome biogenesis factor (gene NOP53). Lineage: Eukaryota; Metazoa; Chordata; Lepidosauria; Squamata; Sphaerodactylidae. Bases 36 to 1436 code for a protein of 466 amino acids. The record is from RefSeq and is a predicted model, not a curated record. Gene Ontology annotation, cellular component: nucleolus. The transcript has 13 exons. Gene Ontology annotation, biological process: ribosomal large subunit assembly; rRNA processing. Gene Ontology annotation, molecular function: 5S rRNA binding.